This is a messenger RNA of Lycium barbarum (goji berry), 1707 nucleotides long. RefSeq lists its product as uncharacterized. The record is from RefSeq and is a predicted model, not a curated record. NCBI's taxonomy places the organism in Eukaryota, Viridiplantae, Streptophyta, Magnoliopsida, Solanales, Solanaceae. Bases 1 to 1707 code for a protein of 568 amino acids. The transcript has a single exon.
AUGGAUUUCUUAAGGUUUGCUGGGGAAGAUUUAAGUUCUUGGUUGUUCAAAAUCGAACAAUUCUUUGAAAUGGAAAAUGUUCCAGGCCAUGAGAAAGUUAAUGUAGCUGCUUUACAAUUGGAGGGUGAAUCCAUACAAUGGCAUUUGUCCUUUAUGAGAUAUAGAAAAUACCUUCAACCUGCUACUUGGAAUGAUUAUAUCAUGGCUAUGGUGGAAAGAUUUGGUACAUAUUUUGAUGAUCCCAUGGAGGAAAUUAAGAAGGUGAAGCAAGUAGGAAGUGUGGUGGAGUAUCAGGCUAUUUUUGAAAGGAACUUGGCUAGGGUCACCUUGUCUCAUGAAAAUGCUAUUAGUUGCUUCAUUGGAGGACUGAAACCUGAGUUGAACAUUGCUGUUAAGAGGGCUGAACCUAUCACAUUAACACAAGCUUACAAAUCUGCCAGAAUGGAAGAGGCAUAUCUUGCUGCUGUAAUAAAAAGUUCUUUUCCUGCUAUGAGUUCAAGCAAUGUGGAAAAUUCUUCGAGAAGGUUUAAUGAUCAGAGGGGCCAGUACAACAAACCUAUUUUGCCAACACCUAAUAGAGGAGGACAACCAACUCAAAGAGGAUUCAACCGAAGAACCCUUACACCAGAAGAGAUGAAUGAAAAAAGGGCUCAAGGACUUUGCUUCUUUUGUAAUGAGAAGUAUGUUCCAGGCCACAAGUGCAGGAAUUUGAAGCAACUAUAUCUUCUUGAGUUCGAAGAAGAAGAUAAGUGUUGUGAACAAGAAUCACCAACUGAGGAGGCAGAUCAAGCAAUAGAGAAAAUCCAAGAAAAAUUAGAUAUUUCCAUGCAUGCUUUAAAUGGAUCACUGGGGUACAAGACCUUAAGAGUUACGGGUUAUCACUCUAAGAAACCUUUACACAUAUUGGUGGACAGAAGAAGUUCACAUAACUUCAUUGAUCCAUCACUAGUGGAACAGUUGGGGUGUCCUGUUGUUCAAACCAUUUCUCAACCAGUUGCUACAGGAAAUGGUAGCAUACCAGUGGACAAGAUGUGUAGGAUCUCUUGGUUAUUACAAGAAGCAGAAUUUUCAGCUGAAUUCUUGGUGUUACCCUUGGGCAACUGUAGGGUAGUCCUAGGGGUUCAGUGGUUAUUGACAUUAGAUGAUAUCAAAAUGAACUUCAGAAAUUUAACAAUGGAGUUUAUGUAUAAGGGCAAGAAACAUGUUCUAAGGGGUGCUGGUAAACAAAUAUUGAACACUGGAGCUUGGAAACUAGCCAAGAUUUCAUCAGGUAACCAUACACAACUCUAUAUGCUUCAGUUGGUAUCCAAUUUGAAUGAAGAAAGACAAUGGUAUUCUCUAGAAACUAAGAACACAUCUGUCACUGAUCCUGCCCUAGCCAGUUUACUACUUGAGUUUAAAGAAUUAUUUGUAGAACCAACUACACUCCCACCUUCUAGAGGAGUGUUUGAUCAUAGGGUAGUGUUGCAAGCUGGUACUGAACCAAUCAAUAAAAGACCAUACAAGUAUCCAUCAGUUAAAAAGGAUGUGAUAGAGUCCUUAGUUAAUCAAAUGCUUAAACAAGGGAUCAUUCAACCAAGUUAUAGUCCCUUUGCUGCACCUGUUGUAUUAGUUGGGAAAAAAGAUGGUACAUGGAGAUUAUGUGUUAAACAAAGCUACUGUGAAGAACAAAUUUCCUAUUCCAAUAGUAGAAGAUUUGUUAGAUGA